GCCUGUGCCACCUGAUCCAUCAACGGAACAGGAAGUGAUGUCGCCAGGUGCAGCAGAGCGAGAGCAGCAUGAGGAGGAGGGGGGCUCGGAACAUCCACACCAGGAGCAGCCCUGCCCGCCUGAUCCGCAAACGGGACAGGAAGUGAUGUCAUGGGCUGGAAAGGCUUGUAGGCAGAGGCACGGCCAUGAGCGCUCAGCUGUGAGUCCAAUGAGGAGAGAGAGGACAUCAGUUAAUAGCUUACCCGUGUGUAUCAGAGCAGUGCGUGCACGGCCUCUCGCCAGAAGUGUCAGCUCUUACCCGUUCAGGAGAGGCCACAUGGAGGAAUCCCGGAGACCUGGGCCUUUCUACUUCUUUGGAGGAGCAAAUGGAGCAGAUAUUGUGUGCAGUUACUGUGAAAGCAAAGGCUGGACCAGGAUUUAUAACAAGCAACGAGAAGAUUUCAAAUUGAAGUGGUGUGAGUCCAGGUCAAAAGCCAACUACAGCAGCUUCAGAUCAGGUGAACAGUUAAUUUUCCAGAUUCCCAAUAAUAAUGUUUUGACCACAAAAAUUGGACUUCUGAGCAGCCUGAGGGAGUAUGAGAGAGUCAGCAGCAAAGUCAAGCACGGUCAAGGCAUCAGAAGACUUAAAAUGGAUGAGUUUAUUCCGACCACAUACCGCAUGGACAUGAGAGAAGAAAGAGACGCCUUUUUCUCAAUGCAGGAAGGUUUGAGCAAAAACCAGAGACACAUGUGGAUCUGCAAACCCACUGGUCUGAACCAAGGGAGAGGGAUCUUUCUUCUGAAGAGCCCAGAAGACAUGAGCGCAUUCAGACACAAACUGCAGGAGGGAGAGGACAGCCACAAAACACCACACCACCACCGGCAACCACAGGCACGCAUCGUCCAGAAAUACAUCCAGAACCCUCUGCUUCUAAAAGGCAGGAAGUUUGACGUGCGCUCCUACCUGAUCAUCGCCUGUACCACUCCAUACUUGGUUUUCUUUUGUCAUGGUUACGUCCGCCUGACCUGUGACCUUUUUGACCUAAACACCAACAACAUGGCGACCCACCUCACAAACCAAUACAUGCAGAAGAAGAACCCUCUGUACAGCGAGCUGAAGGAGGACACGGUGUGGUCCAUGGAGAGUUUUAACGCCUAUGUGAACGACAGGCUUGCUGUUGCUAAGGACUUGCCCAGGGAUUGGGUGCUGGGCCUCUUCACUAAACGUAUGCAGCAAAUCAUGACCCAGUGCUUCCUGUCAGUCAGAGCCAAGCUGGACUGCAGACUGGGCUUCUUCGACCUGUUUGGCUGUGACUUCAUGGUCGAUGAGGACUUUAACGUUUGGCUCUUGGAGAUGAACUGUAAUCCAGCUCUCCACACAAACUGCUCUGUUCUGCAGGAGGUCAUCCCCAGGGUUGUCCACGAGACUCUGGACUUGUCAUUGGAGAUCUUUAACAAAUGUCGGCGUGGACAGAGAAUCCUCCCCCUGUCCAGCCAGAAAGAAUUUGUCCUGCUCUUUAAAGGAGUGUUUCCACCUAAUGCAGCUCUGCCGUGUAACAAGAGCACGCCUACACACUGUGAUCUGCCCCAGAAGAAGAGCCCCAAGGUGGAGCCAACAAGAUGGCAGCCAGGCCUCCAGAUUAAGUCUUUGGAAAUCUCCGAGGAAGUGUUAGCAGAAGGAGAUGGAGAGUGUCUCUCUGCCCCUGCGCUGUCUGUCUCACCUCCUCAACCAACUCUUAAUGACUCCAGGCCGUAGACUGUAUUUAUAAAUGGACAUAGCUAACCCACUUGUCGCCGUGUUCCAAAUAGUGAGCAUGGGAGGCGCUUCCGGCUCCACCGAUUCUGGCUCCGAUUCACAUUACAUUCUAAAAUUGUCACCCAUCUCUCUGUAGUGGAUGCAGUGACCCUCAUCAUUUUGAUAUUAAAACGUUCGUAUUAAC
This is a messenger RNA of Boleophthalmus pectinirostris (great blue-spotted mudskipper), 1919 nucleotides long. It is a transcript of the gene ttll10, whose product is annotated as tubulin tyrosine ligase-like family, member 10. Gene Ontology annotation, biological process: protein modification process. The record is from RefSeq and is a predicted model, not a curated record. Lineage: Eukaryota; Metazoa; Chordata; Actinopteri; Gobiiformes; Gobiidae. The transcript has 11 exons. The coding region runs from base 38 to 1735 and encodes 565 amino acids.